This is a messenger RNA of Hyposmocoma kahamanoa, 1044 nucleotides long. RefSeq names its product probable tRNA N6-adenosine threonylcarbamoyltransferase (gene Tcs3). The coding region runs from base 40 to 1044 and encodes 334 amino acids. The transcript is spliced from 6 exons. Gene Ontology annotation, biological process: tRNA threonylcarbamoyladenosine modification. Lineage: Eukaryota; Metazoa; Arthropoda; Insecta; Lepidoptera; Cosmopterigidae. Gene Ontology annotation, cellular component: EKC/KEOPS complex; cytoplasm. The record is from RefSeq and is a predicted model, not a curated record.
GCGAAAAUAUUACUUUUUUUAUAAAAUAAGGCAAUAGCAAUGGUUAUUGCAAUUGGAUUCGAAGGCAGUGCUAACAAACUAGGAGUAGGUAUCGUCAAAGAUGGAGAAAUCCUAGCAAAUUGUCGAAGAACUUACAUUACACCACCGGGUGAAGGAUUUCUUCCCAGAGAAACAGCUGAACAUCACCAACAACAUAUUCACGAAGUAUUGCAGGAAGCAUUAGAUCAAUCUGGCAUCAAGCCACAAGAUAUAGAUGUUGUUUGUUAUACUAAAGGCCCUGGAAUGGGAGCGCCGUUGAUGGUUUGCGCGAUUGUAGCUAGGACUUGUGCCAAACUGUGGAAGAAACCCAUUUUGGGUGUUAAUCAUUGUAUUGGACAUAUAGAAAUGGGUCGACUGAUAACUAAAGCAAGUAAUCCCACAGUGUUAUAUGUGAGCGGAGGGAACACUCAGGUUAUAGCUUAUUCCAGACAACGAUACAGGAUAUUUGGGGAAACCAUUGAUAUUGCUGUUGGAAACUGUUUAGAUAGAUUUGCAAGAGUACUGAAACUGUCAAAUGCGCCAAGUCCUGGAUACAAUAUUGAACAAGCUGCCAAGAAGGGGAAGAAAUAUUUACACUUACCAUAUUGUGUCAAAGGUAUGGACGUAAGUUUCUCCGGCAUUCUGUCAUAUAUGGAGGACAAAAUCGACGAUCUUCUAAAGGAGUAUACUCCAGACGACCUGUGUUAUUCCCUGCAGGAGACUGUGUUUGCUAUGCUUGUUGAGAUCACUGAACGUGCCAUGGCGCAUUGUGGAUCGGAUGAGGUUUUGAUAGUAGGCGGUGUCGGAUGCAAUGAACAUCUUCAAGACAUGAUGGCAGUAAUGUGCAAAGAGCGAGGCGCCAAAGUAUUCGCUACAGACGAGCGUUUCUGCAUUGACAACGGAGUGAUGAUUGCUCAUGCUGGAGCACUAGCGUUUAAGUCCGGGACUACAAUGGAUUUCAAAGAGACGACAAUCACCCAAAGAUAUAGAACCGACGAUGUUUUUGUUACAUGGAGAGAUGAUUAA